AUGAGUGCAGAUAAUCAAAUUCAUCUGUUGUCGCAACUUACCUUGGGCACUUGCACCUCGUACAAGGUACCCAGCGGAAGCAAUACCAGUCCAAUAUGGCAGGCAGCCAUUGACAGAUACUACGACGAGCUUAGGAAAGGCGGGGUCAGGGCCCCUGCAAUUGAUCAAGAUGUCUGGGGCAUUCAUAGCCCGGACGACCUUCUUAAGCAAAUUCACGAUGUUGCACCUUCCGAUUCUCAUGCGGAGGGGACAUGGAAAAGAUUGCUGCGACGGCUCGAGCCGAUACUGUUUAACUUGAAUGAUUUCGCCGCUGUUCUUACGCUAGCUUUAGGCUUGAACGGCCAGGUUGCUGCUAUAAUAUGGGGCUCUAUAAGCCUAAUCAUGAAGUUUGCGCGGCCAGUUCUCCCUCAAGUCCUCGAUAUGCUCGAAGAAUUAGGUCGUGCACUUCCGAGAUUUCGCAAAUAUGAACAGGAACUCCCACCCACAGCAGAACUAGAAGAUGCUCUUCUGGCCGCUUAUACUGAGAUCAUCGUAUUUUGUGCACACUCGAUCGCAUUCUUCAGAAACAACCCCAAUAUCUCUCCUAGUCGGAACGCAUGGCUACAGUUUAGCAAAGAUUUUCCUAAGGUGAUUUCGAAUAUUCGCCGGUACUCCAGAACAGUCGAUGAAAUAGCUGAUAUGAUGCGCCUCACAAGAGAGGCCCAUGCGGCUGACACGAUUCAGGCAAUGGAGGAGCUGAAAUCAUCCCAAUCGAGACAAUUGAAUCUCCCGUGUCACAUGGUACCGUACGGCCUUAACCUCAGGUUCUUUGGAAGAUCAAAUGAGAAAGAGGCCUUGGAAAAAGCUCUUCAACCCGAAGUGAAUGCCGAGAAUUUGAAAGUCAUCGCAGUAUAUGGAAUAGGAGGUGUUGGAAAGACGCAGCUUGCACUGCAAUAUGCAAACACCUCCCUGAAACUCUAUGAUGCGGUGCUAUGGAUACCGGCGGAAACACAAAUAAAGUUCACACAAGCCUUAGCCAAGUUUGCAUUCAAGCUUGGUAUAUCGAAACCAGAAGGCAUGGAAGAUGACUAUCAGUCAAUCCAGAAAGUGAGGGAUUGGUUGAACGUAUCAGAAAAGACCUUCCUUCUGAUUUUUGACAACGUUGAGGACCAUGAUAUGCUCGAACAGAUUUGGCCAGCUAGCACUAAGGGGUCUGUCAUUAUCACUUGCCGGUCUAAGACACUUGCACUCAAGCGAACUACUGAAGUGAUCGAUCUCGGAUGUUUCACCGCUGAAACAGGCUCAGAAGUGCUUUCUUCAUUGACUGGUCGGCAACCUUUAGAUGAAGACGAUGCUGCAGCAUCAAGAAAGCUAUGUGAGCUACUUGGUGGCUUCCCCCUAGCAAUGGCUCAAAUCAGUGAAUUCAUAAACGACCGCGGCUAUUCGUUUCUGGAAUUCCUGCCAGUGUACAAAAAGUCAGCCGAGAAGAUAUUCACGAGAUCUACGGCACCCAUGCAAUACGAACACACCUUGAGUACAGUUUGGAGCAUGUCGAUUCAAAAGCUCUCGAUUGAAUCAAGGGCUUUACUGGAUAUCCUCGCCUUCUUUGAUCCGGACAAUAUACCAGAAUGGAUACUAUCGAACGAAAAAGCCGACAUCACCCAGCCUGAGUUGCUGUUCUUGAUGGACGAUUUCGAUUUUGGAGAUGCCGUGAUUGGCCUUACGAGAGCUUCGCUCAUCAAUCGAAUCUCUUCGUCCAAAGCAAUUUCCGUGCACCGUCUCGUCCAGCUCACCGUGUUCUCACGAUUGUCUGCGGCGAAUAUUUCAAUGUAUCUUGAUCAUGUGAUUCAAGCUCUGUCCUCCAGCUUUCCAAACACCUGGAAUCAGAGGUCUCAUCAACAAGGUCAUGGUUGGGAAUCAUGGGAAACUUGUAGCGCGGUUCUCCCACAUAUAAGCUGGCUUAUGAAGCUAGCUGAAAGGCAUCGCCUCACGGUCAGCAAUCCAGAGCUCUUCGCAGAACUUAUUUUCCGCGCAGGAACAUACCUUUGGGAAAAGGAGCAGCCAACAGCUGCGCAGGACUUCUUCGAGUACGGCCUUGAGCUCAAAAUUGACCCUCAUACUCGGAACUAUGCGCAAGCAUGCCGGCUUUUAGGCCACGUGGCUCUAGAUAUGGCAAUCCCAAAAACAGCGUUAUCUGCGUAUCGAAAAGCAUUGAGCGCAAGGGAAAAGUUCGAAGAACCAGGCUCUCCUCCAAUCGCGGAUAUAUAUGAUUCGAUCGCCUGCAGCUAUACUGAGCUGGGAAUGGUUUCCGAGGCCUUUGAAUACCUUUCAAAAGCGACCGACAUACAUCAUGCGCACAACCCGCUGAAUAUGGGCAGGACAAAAGCAAUCUAUGCCAUGACACAUCUCCGUGCUGGACAGCCCCAAGAAGCACUAGAAUCGCUUAAAUGUUGCUGGCAAUUGCAGGGUCUGACUGAAGAACAAGUUAUACAUUCGAAGUACCCGAAGCAUAGUGGGGAUAUCGUACUUCUGGCCAGGAUCAAAUACACACUGGGGUUUAAAGAAGAGGCUCAGCAACUUGCUUCAAGGACGAUUUCUAUCCGAAGGGGUAUUUUCGGAGACAAAGGCCCUCGAGUGGCUGACUCCAUGUUCUUGGUGGCUCGGAUGUUAGAGGCCGAUGAUGAGACGAUUUUAGCCGCAAAGCUGUUACGAGCAGUGGUAGAAGCUAGUGAAGAUGUUGUCGAGAUGCAGGGCCACCUAGCCCGUGCACUAUGGUUCCUGGCCAUGGUCGAGGAUAAACUAGGAGAAAAACAUAAAGCUGAACAGCUCAAAAUAGAGGCUAAGAGUCGGCGAGAUAGAAUUUGUGGAAAAGAAGCCUUUGGCGAGGACACGGAUGAGUCGUUCAUGAACCUUGUUGGAUGGAUGCUUUGGUAG
Molecule: messenger RNA, 2913 nt
Organism: Penicillium argentinense
Lineage: Eukaryota; Fungi; Ascomycota; Eurotiomycetes; Eurotiales; Aspergillaceae
Product: Tetratricopeptide-like helical
Exons: 4
Coding region: 1-2913 (970 amino acids)
Molecular function (GO): protein binding; ADP binding
Source: RefSeq, a predicted model, not a curated record